AUGCAGCCACCUCUGCGUAUCGCCAUCCUCGAAUGCGACACUCCUAUAGGUCAUACCAAGGAAAAGUAUGGCGGCUAUGGCAACCUGUUCAAGGAGCUGCUGAACAACGGUGCGGACGAGAUCGCGAGGAAAGAUGGUGUAAAGAGACCCGAGCUCGAUAUCACAAAGUACGACGUCGUCAAUGCCGAGCUAUACCCAACACUAGACAACAUCGAUACCGUCCUCUUGACUGGAAGCAGAUUCAACUCAUUCGAUAAUGACACAUGGAUCCUUAAGCUUGUGGACUUUACCAAGAAGGUGCUACAGCAAAAGCGUGUCCGUUUGAUAGGCGUAUGCUUCGGCCAUCAAAUCAUUGGACGGGCUAUGGAUGUCAAGGUCGACCGAAGCACCGAGGGCUGGGAGGUCAGUGUGGUACCUGUAGAACUCACGAAGAAGGGCAAGGAGCUGUUUGGCGUGGAACGACUGGCGAUCCACCAGAUGCACCGAGAUAUUGUCUAUACGUACCCAGCCUCCGUCGAAAAGCUGGGACAUUCAGACAGAUGUGAAGUGCAAGGAAUGUACGAGAAGGGUAGACUCAUCACCGUGCAAGGACAUCCAGAAUUCGACGGUGACAUUGUGGAGGAGCUACUGGUGAGCAGGCACGAGAAGGGCAUCUUCCCGGACGGCGUGUAUGAAGAUGGUAUGAAGAGGGUAAGGGAGCAUCAUGAUGGCGUGCCCGUUGGUGCGGCAUUCCUACGGUUCUUGUUAGAAGAGUGA
Recurvomyces mirabilis is the source of this 756-nucleotide messenger RNA. RefSeq lists its product as uncharacterized. The record is from RefSeq and is a predicted model, not a curated record. Gene Ontology annotation, cellular component: cytosol; nucleus. The transcript is spliced from 3 exons. The coding region runs from base 1 to 756 and encodes 251 amino acids. NCBI's taxonomy places the organism in Eukaryota, Fungi, Ascomycota, Dothideomycetes, Mycosphaerellales, Teratosphaeriaceae.